AUGCUUUCACCAAUUGUAAGAAAGGGACUUUUGCAGAGUUCUAGAUAUGCAAGAUCAUUUAGUUCCAGCCGAAUCCUCUCGGCGCAAGAAGUUAAAAGCCUGGGUGUUAUUGGAGCUGGGCAAAUGGUAAACCCAUCUUCACUUUCUUUCUUGACAUUCAAUUGCUCAUGUCAUUUAGGGCUUGGGAAUAGCAUUAGUAGCGGCACAAAGAGCUGGUGUGCCAGUCACUCUUGUAGACACAAAUCAAGCCUCCCUUGAUAAAGGCCUCAAGUUUGCCGGUAUGCAUUCAUGCUAUAUUGUCCUCCUCAUUUGCAGAUUCUUUGUCCAUAGUCACUUAAAAGAGUAUCCUAACAAGUAUGUUCCUCACUUCAGAUAAGCUCUUGGCCAAAGAUGUUGCCAAAGAACGCAUAACCCAAGAACAAUCCGACAGCAUCCGCUCCCUUCUCACCCCAACCACAAAGAUGGACGAUCUUUCCUCCGCAGAUUUCGUAAUUGAAGCUGUCCCCGAAAUUCCAUCCUUAAAAUUCUCCAUCUUCAGUUCCCUCGCCCAAAUAUGUCCUCCACACGCCAUCCUGGCCACAAAUACCUCCUCCAUAUCCAUAACACGAAUUGCUGCGUCUACGACCAAAGAUCCCAAAGAUACCAGUGCUUCUUCUCGUGUAAUCUCAACACAUUUUAUGAAUCCAGUGCCCAUUCAAAAGGGCGUGGAAAUCAUUACCGGAUUACAGACGAGUCAAGGUACAGUGGAUACGGCCAUUGAGUUCUGCAAACGAAUGGGUAAAAUCCCAUCUACAUCAGCCGACUCGCCGGGCUUUUUGGCGAACCGAAUUCUAAUGCCUUACAUUAAUGAAGCUAUAAUAUGCUUAGAAACUGGCGUCGGGAAAAGAGAUGACAUUGAUGCCAUAAUGAAGAACGGAACAAAUGUACCCAUGGGACCGUUGCAAUUGGCAGACUUUAUUGGUAUUGAUACCUGUUUAGCAAUUAUGAAGGUCUUAUAUGAGGAGACAGGAGAUAGCAAGUAUAGACCUAGUGUACUAUUAGGAAAAAUGGUAGAUGCAGGGUGGUUAGGUAAAAAGAGUGGAAAGGGGUGAGUUUCUUCCUUCUCUCAAUCUCUCACAUGGUGAAUGAAUUUACUGACAUUUUGAUGACAGCUUCUAUGACUAUUAAAUGGUAAGAAAAAGAUAUUAAUGAAUUAAUAUACUAUCAACUCCGACCUCGAAGCCAGAGUAACGCAUGAUCCCGUCGACUUCAAGGGUCUGCCUCACGUCAUGGUCGUACCAAAUUGAGCUCUAUUGUGACUGAACUAUUUCAUGAUAGAGGAGAAUAAAUCAAACUUUGGAAGCUCAGACAUGAAAAGUCUGUUAUAUGGAAUCUACAAAUUCUUCCAAUCAUUUCAGAACCAUAUUUUGCACUUCGUUCGUUCCCAUGUUCCCACGACGCAGGCCUCACAGACAAUGAUUCUUGCGUUUUCCACCCCUUUUGUCAUACUUUUCUAGUAGUGAAAUGAUAGCUAAAUGUAUGAGAAACUUGGAACUGAAAACGGCUGAGUCUCCUUCCACAUUUUUGUACAAGACGAAUGGAUGGAGGCACUGGAGGGAUUACUCGAAUGAUAAUUCUAAGUG
Messenger RNA from Sclerotinia trifoliorum, 1622 nucleotides. Lineage: Eukaryota; Fungi; Ascomycota; Leotiomycetes; Helotiales; Sclerotiniaceae. The record is from the annotation of a GenBank genome assembly.